Symbiodinium necroappetens is the source of this 351-nucleotide messenger RNA. The record is from the annotation of a GenBank genome assembly. NCBI's taxonomy places the organism in Eukaryota, Dinophyceae, Suessiales, Symbiodiniaceae.
AUGUAUGACAAGAUGAAACAUUCAGUCCUUCGUCUCCCCUUCUUCGCAGACCAUCUUCGGUGGGAUGCUGGGAAGAACAGCAAGACGAUCGUCAUCGAAGUCUUCGAGUUGGUGCAGGAGCAGACAGGCUCGCCGGUGCAGGUGGGGGUGGAUGUGGUGUUGAACCCCUCGACAUUGCCUGUAGAGGGGGCAGACAAAGCAGUGAAGACUGUGCAGGGUGUGCUGUUGGGAACGGCAAGCUCAGUCCCAUUUUUCAGGUUAAUCAACAUCAUCAAGCUCGUCAAGGAUGUGAAGUGGCUUUGCGCUGAUGCGAGGGUGGCUUCGGCAGUCAUAGCAUCCAGCGAGGGCUUG